This is a messenger RNA of Pomacea canaliculata, 1001 nucleotides long. RefSeq lists its product as uncharacterized. Gene Ontology annotation, cellular component: extracellular matrix. Gene Ontology annotation, biological process: negative regulation of membrane protein ectodomain proteolysis; negative regulation of endopeptidase activity. Bases 165 to 620 code for a protein of 151 amino acids. NCBI's taxonomy places the organism in Eukaryota, Metazoa, Mollusca, Gastropoda, Architaenioglossa, Ampullariidae. The transcript is spliced from 4 exons. Gene Ontology annotation, molecular function: metalloendopeptidase inhibitor activity; protease binding. The record is from RefSeq and is a predicted model, not a curated record.
UACAUAAUUCACACAAGUUCGCAGUUGCAGGGUCACCGUGGUUCCACUCUGCUGACCCCAGACCCUAGUGUACCAGUUGCUGCAGACGAAGCUGUUCCCAGUGAGAAGAAGCUGCAAUUUCUAGCUUGGACCUCACAGGAGACGAUUCUGGAAAAGAGGAAGCAAUGGAGAAAAAGCUGGUUUCGGUUUUAUUUUUCUGCUGCUGGCUGACAGCUACGCAUGCGUGCACGUGCCUGAUGCCUGACCACGACAGCUACUGCACCAUGACCAUCGUAUUUCACGGAAUAGCAGAAGCACUGGACAUUCAAGACAAUGGCGACACGGAUGUCUACACAUUUUGGAUAGACCAGAUCUUUUGGGCUCCAGAUGAUUUCAACGACACGCAAGCAAUCAAUGUAACUUCACACAGUUUUGACAGUCUCUGUGGAUUUUCAUUUGAACUGGACACCCCGUACGUUGUUGCUGCCAGAUUCGUCAACGGAGUCUUCAGAAGCGGACUUUGUGAUGGCAACCAACUCUGGAACUCUCUCCCGAAGUCGGAGAAGCGUUUUUUCUCAAGAAGACUUCAGAAACACUGUGCAAGGAAAAAUAAGGAACAACCAGAAGUAGCAGGACACUAGCGCCUGAGUCACGUGACUUCAAUGGACGCUGAGCAUGAACUUGCAUGAAGUUUAUUUCUUCCUUGAGACGGGAGAGAACAGUGAAGCAGAAAACUUCAAAAAGUCGAAAUGUGUUUGUGAUUUGGACGCCUGCAAGCCACAGUUCUUAGUCAUUUUUCUCACAAGAUAAACCGGAACAUCUUGCUCUGAAUGUAAAUAUUUAUCUUUUCCUUCUGCGAACCGGUGUAAACAGUAAAUAAACGACCAAAAGGAAGUAGUUGUUUACGUGUUGUAAAUCCCGGUAACACGAUGUACAGGAUUCAUCAAAUCAUUUUUAAACCUGUCGUGUUUUUUCAGGUCUGCAAUACUUCAUACUAAUAAAUAUGAAACAAAAUAAUAUGA